Messenger RNA from Ricinus communis (castor bean), 2706 nucleotides. RefSeq lists its product as uncharacterized. NCBI's taxonomy places the organism in Eukaryota, Viridiplantae, Streptophyta, Magnoliopsida, Malpighiales, Euphorbiaceae. Gene Ontology annotation, molecular function: glycosyltransferase activity. The record is from RefSeq and is a predicted model, not a curated record. The coding region runs from base 215 to 2395 and encodes 726 amino acids. The transcript is spliced from 5 exons.
AAUAUUCAUAUUUCAGACCCCUCUCUCUCUCUAAAAUAAAACUUCUCCACUCUACAAGAACUAGUCUUUCUCUCUCUAUAAAGCUCUAAAGAAAAGAAUCAAAGAAGGGAUAGAUCUUUCAGUUACUUACUCAAAGAGAUCGAUUUCAAGAAAGUAGUUCUACUGUAAAAGGUAAUAAAUGUCACACAAGCAGUGUACAUCUUGAUGAAGCAAAAUGGAGGACGUAAUAAACAGAGGAGAUUUGCAUGUAAAUGUUGUUAGGCAAUCACCAUUAAGGUCAGGUGGUAGCUUUAGAUCGACGUUGUCUGGGAGAUCCACAGCUAAAAACUCUCCCACAUUUCGGAGGUUGCAUUCCAGCCGAACUCCUCGGGGAGAGGCUAGAAGUAUUGGAGGAGGAGUACAGUGGUUUCGAAGCACUCGAUUAGUGUAUUGGUUACUUCUUAUUACUCUAUGGGCUUACCUUGGAUUCUAUGUUCAGUCUAGGUGGGCUCAUGGUGAUAACAAGGAAGAUUUUCUGGGGUUUGGAGGUCAAAACAGAAAUGAGAUUUCGGUCCCUGAACAAAAUACACGACGGGAUUUACUUGCCAAUGAUAGUUCUGUGGCUGUAAAUGAUGGAACCGAUAAUGUUCAGGUAGAAGAUGAUAGAAGGAUAGGUGUGGUUUUGGCCAAAAAAGGGAACACAGUUUCUUCUAACCAGAAAAAAAAUUCUUUUUCAAAAAAGCGGAGUAAGAGAGCAGGGCGCAGGUUGCGGAGUAAAACAAGGGAUAAACAGAAGGCAACAGUAGAGGUUGAAAGUGAGGAUGUUGAGGUACAGGAACCAGACAUUCCUCAGAAGAACACUACUUAUGGUUUCCUUGUUGGUCCAUUUGGGUCAACAGAGGAUAGAAUUUUGGAAUGGAGUCCUGAGAAGCGAACAGGAACUUGUGAUAGGAAGGGUGACUUUGCACGGCUUGUAUGGUCUAGAAAAUUUGUUUUGAUAUUCCAUGAGCUCUCAAUGACUGGGGCUCCACUUUCAAUGAUGGAGUUGGCAACAGAGUUUUUGAGCUGUGGAGCCACAGUUUCUGCUGUAGUUCUUAGCAAAAAGGGUGGUUUAAUGUCAGAGCUUAACAGGAGAAGGAUCAAAGUGCUCGAAGACAAAGCUGACCUGAGCUUCAAAACUGCAAUGAAGGCAGAUCUUGUGAUUGCAGGAUCUGCAGUCUGUGCAUCAUGGAUAGAUCAAUAUAUGACUCGAUUCCCAGCUGGUGGAAGUCAAAUUGUUUGGUGGAUUAUGGAAAAUCGAAGAGAAUACUUUGAUCGCUCAAAAAUUGUCCUUAAUCGAGUGAAGAUGCUUGUCUUUCUUUCUGAAUCCCAGACCGAACAAUGGCUAUCUUGGUGUGAUGAAGAAAAAAUUAAGUUGAGAGCUCCACCUGCAAUAGUUCCACUUUCUAUUAAUGAUGAACUAGCUUUUGUAGCUGGAAUUGCUUGUUCACUAAAUACUCCAUCUUCCAGCCCAGAGAAGAUGUUGGAGAAGAGGCGUUUGCUGGCAGAUUCUGUUAGAAAAGAAAUGGGAUUGACAGAUGAUGAUGUGCUUCUGGUGUCUCUCAGCAGUAUAAACCCUGGAAAGGGUCAACUGCUAAUUCUCGAAUCAGCAAAGCUGUUAAUUGAACCAGAACCUUUGCAGAAGUUAAGAAGUUCAGUGGGUAUAGGUGAAGAACAAUCUAGAAUUGCUGUAAAACAUCACUUAAGAGCCUUAUUACAGGAGUCAAGAGAUAUGGAUAAGUUUUCAAAUAGUUUAGAUCAAUCCAAUAAGUCCUCUAUUAAGGUGAAUGAACCGAAGAAGAAAGGCUCGCGGCUAACUCGCCUUUUUAAGAGACGGCGCAGAAAAAGUAAAGCGGUGUCUGAUCUCAAAGAAGGACAAGAGAAGUAUCUUAAAGCUCUUAAAGUUCUUAUCGGUUCUGUUGGAUCUAAGAGUAAUAAGGUUCCGUACGUCAAAGAAAUGCUGAGCUACUUGACCCAGCAUUCAAACUUGUCAAAGUCUGUGUUGUGGACUCCAGCAACUACCCGUGUUGCUUCACUCUAUUCUGCAGCAGAUGCUUAUGUCAUAAAUUCCCAGGGGCUUGGAGAAACCUUUGGGAGAGUGACCAUCGAAGCAAUGGCAUUUGGUCUGCCGGUACUCGGAACAGAUGCUGGAGGCACAAAAGAAAUUGUUGAACACAAUGUAACAGGACUUCUGCACCCGGUGGGGCGUCCAGGAACUCAUGUUCUUGCCCAAAAUCUCCGAUUUUUACUCAGAAAUCCAUCUGUAAGGGAACAAAUGGGGAUGGCUGGAAGGAAAAAGGUAGAAAGAAUGUAUUUGAAACGGCACAUGUACAAGAAGUUCUCGGAGGUUCUCUACAAAUGCAUGAGAGUCAAAUAACAUUUUGCAGCAAUAUGGACUCAAUUCUUUAAUUGGUUUCAGUUUGAAGCAAGCUGCUGAGUGCCAAUACAACAUUUGUAUUACUUUGUACAAUUGACUUGAAGCGGCAACGAUUUAUCAGAUCUCAGGAAAUGAAAUGUUUUUACACGAGUAGAAGAAGCUAUAUAUCGCAAUCAUUUUGUUUCUUUUUUCUUGAAUUUGAAGCUAUGAAGUUGAUUUCCUUGGCCCUGAUCUCUUUUCAUGUACAUACAAAUCUUUCUUGCAUUCCAUUGAAUAAUAAGCAUUAAAUGGAUGUCUAGUUUUUUCACUUC